Molecule: messenger RNA, 4573 nt
Organism: Physella acuta
Lineage: Eukaryota; Metazoa; Mollusca; Gastropoda; Physidae
Product: microtubule-associated protein futsch
Source: RefSeq, a predicted model, not a curated record
CAACAUGGCGGUUAUCUACAACCAAUUAAAGGGCUCGGUCAGGGUGCAUGCAAACUUUAUAAAAUUUUGAUAACGUCUACAAAAAUGGUACCAUAAAGCUCAGAAAUCGCCAGUGAAAAUGACAGGAGGAGCUCUUAAUUUGUCCCUCCUAAGCAGAGGUGUAGGUGAAGUUCAUACAAAUGGACAUGAGAAAGUGGAUGUUUAUCUUGAGCCAGAAGAUUACUACAAUUUCACCAAUCACCCUGACAGAGUUUAUUUACCCCCUAUACAAACAAAUUACAACGACUAUUUUGAUGGAAGCCCAAGUCUCUCCAGCCGCACCCCAAAAGAGGUGCAGCAGUUCCGUGUGCCAAAAACAUUCACAACCCGGAAAGGAGCCUUGCUGCUGUUUUCUGAAGACAUGGCCCAAAGAAACUCAGAUGGUCAAAAUAGACGUAGAACAUUUGCAUCAUCACAUGACCAAGUAUCUGGUAGUCUAGAUACACAGAUGACUAUAAGAACAGUUGAUGAUUUAGCAAAGUCCAUUUUAAAGUAUGGUGCACAGGAUAACGUAAAUGGAAAAGUCUAUCUUAAAUUUGUUCGCAACCGUGGGGAUAUGUAUGAUAGACAAAUCCGACCUGGAUUUUCAGCUAAGCGCUACCUGUCCACAUGGACUCGUACCUGGGAUGACACUGUCUUUGAUAACAUUGUCAAGCAAGGUUUCAUCACAGGAAGAUCACUACACACCAACAACUUAAUGGCGCCAAACCUCCGCAAGAGAUUGUUCUACGAGGACUUGUCCCACAUGCCUCAACCAUACAGGCUGAUGAAGACAAUGCUCCUAACACCAGGGAGUCUGUCUGGUUAUUCCUUCUACCGAGCCCCAGACUCUCAUUUCAUUGAAGAGGAAUACAACGAAGAUGACAUCAUUUUCUUGCGAAAACGAUCUGAUACUCAAGACAGUAUAAGAGUGGUAAAAACAAAAGAAGGCGUUCAAGAAGAGGUGGCUUACAGUAAUUUGGACAGGGAUUCUCAGAAAGAUGUCAUCACAGACCUACUGGUGAAGAGUGCUGUGCAUUUUGCUCUAAAGAAACAAGAGGAAAUUUUGCAGGAUGCCAUACUUAGAGCCUCAGGGAGUGAUUUCUCUUCUAGCAGUAGUAAACUGACUUCAUCUGUAACUUAUGAGUUCAACAUGAAGGAUGCAGUAGAGUCUCUACUGGAUUCCCAGCAAGGCAGAUUUACCAUCAGAAAUGACUUGCCAAAUAUUAACGACAAAAGCCAAAAUUCUGAACCGGGAAAGUCUUUCAACAGUGGCUCAAAUGUCCCACGUCUGUCUAAAAGACAAAAUGGUGCUAGAACAAAGAGUGGAUCCGAGUUUUCUGAAGGUGAACCAGAACACGUGAUCCCAUCAGUUUCCAUCAAAGAUGGAUCCGAGUCUUCGUCAGAGUUCUCUGGAGUGCCAGUCUUACCUCCCAUACGUCACACAUUAUCUCCCAUCAGAGACAUGAGCAGGGAGACAACCUAUCAAAAUGUAUUGUUACCUUCUAUAGACCAGCGUGGUAUGUUACUUGACCCACCAGCUGUCCAUGUGCUACCAGCCACACCCCAGCACUCCACCCUCUCAGCCACAGCACUAGCCCAGGGGGAGGUCACGGGUCAAAAUGUCAAACCACCUGCUGUUGGGACAGAUAACUCUGCCAGUGCUGCGGAUAACUCUUUAAAUAUGAAAUUAAAUUUCAAAACCCGCAACAAAAGUAAACAUGAUUUUCAGCCUUCUGGUAUAAUAUUCCACCCACCAACUCUGUCACAACCUCUCCCUAGACAUUUCCUCCCCUCCCUACAAGACAGCAGCCGCAGUGAUUAUAGCACUGUAAGCCACGCUCCACCUACUUGUAUUGACUCCUGGACCUUUGAUGGAGAAGGCAAUGCAAAGUGGCAUAAAUUUAAGCUUGGAGGAAGUCAGUCUGGUUCUUUAAAGGGUAGUGUAAUUAUGGCUCCUGAUGGAGAAAUCAUUAGUGUUGGAGGAUCAGUAGCAAGAAGUAGUGGAAGCAGCUAUGAUGUAGGCAACAUCAAUGAUGUCAUCAGUACUAAUCGCCCAGAAGCUGUUGCUGGUGGUUUCUCUGAUGAGUCAGAUCUUUCUGAUGACGAGCCUGGGGAGUGGAAGAAAGAUAAAAAAAUGUCAGUGCCCAAAUCAGAGAGUUCUUAUAAAGUAAACAAAAGAGGAAGUGUUGCUAGCUCUUCUGUCUCAAAGGAGGAAUUGAAUAAACUAAGCCCAGCAGGGAAAUACCUUUUGUGGGAUCAGGCAUCCAAAGUUACAGGAGAUUCCUCGUCUCAACGUUCCAGUUUAACAGAACAAGAUAUUGUGGAUACACUGACUGACCACGCCCAGCUGAUAGCUGACCACGUUCUCAGCCAACCUGAUGCAGGAAAUAACCUUGAGAAUGACGUGAAGAGAGCUGCAGAACUUUGGGCAAAGUCUCAUCCAGCAGAUGCACAUGCUAUCAGAGCAGAAGCUGUAGAGUCCAUGAUGCGCACCAAGAGUUCCAGCAGUUCAGCUUCAUCAGCAGCUGAGUACAGGAAUAUGAUCACAAAGUCUUUGGCUACAGCAGCUGCCAGAGCUGCUGGCAUUGACCCAAGCUCCAUCACUGUGGAACCUGAGCUCAGUCCAGAGCUACUGGAGGCCCUGGUCAACCAGACGCUGUCACCUGACCAGUUUGAGAUUGUCAGUGACAGUGACGGCAAAACCAGGGUCCAGUCCAGAGUGGACCUGACGGCAGCCAUGGGUGGGGUGGAGCCUGGACAUUUGUAUGUCUCCGCAGGAUCUGAUGAAGAAGGUCAGCGUAAAAGGCAUGUCUCAAUCCCUGCAGACAAGGGAGCAGUGAUAGAAGAUGUGCAGUCCAUCAACAUCUCACAACACUCUGUAAAGGCUCUCCCGGAGAUGGAAGAAAAGGCGGAUGCACAAGACGUGCCUACAGUGGAAUCUAAUGCAAUCUCACAAGACCAACCUGUUGUGCCAGCAAUGUUCCAGCAAAAAGAAGAUCCUGAUAUUUCCAGUGAAACAGACAACACUGUGACAACUACACAAAAUAUAACAGAAGAGAAAGUAGCAGUAAAAAAAAUUGAAAAGUCUUCCCCUGAAGAAGUGAAAAAACCUGUUGAACAGGAAAAAGAGACCUCUCCUGCCACAGAAACUAAGAAAACAGAAACCAAAAAGACUGAAAAGAAAACAGAAACAGUACCGGAGGUCAAGUCAACACAAAAGCCUGAAAAAGCAAAAGUUAAGAAAGAGAAAAAAUCAGCCACAGAAAAAGAAGAACCUUUUGUUGUUGGCAAUGUUGACAGAGGCAAGGAGCUGAGCAUGCUUUAUGGGAGUGAUCUCCCUCAGGCAAACCUCCCCAUCCCACCUCCCAUUCCCCCUACCCUCAAGCCUAAGGGCAAACCAAAAGAUAAAAAACCGAAGGAACCUGAAGUUAAGAAAGAAGAUAAGAAACAGAAGAAAGGUAAAAAAGGAAAGAAAGGUGGCAAGAAAAAGGAAAAAGAACCAGAACCUUUGGUGCCAGAGCAGGCACCAGUGGAGGAACCAGUUGCUGCAGAACAACCUCUACCACCACAAGAACCAGUUGAGGAGGAAAAGACAACUCUUUCAGAAGUCAAGACCUUAACCCCUGAGCUGGAAAGGGAAGAGACUGAAAUGGAAUUUAAUUUUAUCCAUGACGUCAGCCCUGAGCCUGAGCCAGUAGAAAAACAGGAAGUCAGGGCGUCAUCACCAGCUGCUGAUGUAGAAGAUGUGUCAGAACCUGAAACAACGGGAGGGACAGAAGAAUCUCGGCUCAAGUCCAUCUCCAACAGAGAGGCCAGGGCUGCCCAGAGGGCCGCGGCUGCUGCCAAAAAGAAGGAGGAGGUGGAGAGGAGGAGGAGAGAGAAAGAAGAGCAGCACAAGCGGGAGAAAGAGGAGAUGGAGAGACAGAUAGCCCUGAAGAAAGAAAUGGAAGAGGCAGAGAGAAGGAGAGAGGAAGAAAGAAUACUCCGCAAGAAGCAACAACAGGAGGCAGAAGAAAGGGAGAAGAGGGCAGAGGAAGAGGCAGAGAGACGCAAGAAGCUGGAGGCAGAGAGAGAGAAAAAAGCUAAGGAAGAAUACCAGAGAAAGCUGGAAGAGAUGAGGAAGAAGCAAUUGGAAGAGGAGAUGAGGCGCCAUGAAUUACUGCUACAGAAACAGAAAGAAGAAGAAGAGCGAAUAAUAGCAGAACAAUUAAUGAUGUCCAAAAUGGCGGAAGAGGAGAGACUGGAAUAUGAGAGGAGAAAGAGGGAGAUAGAGGAAGAAAGAAAGAGGAGAGAGUUAGAAGAAAAGCUUAAGCAUGAAGAGGAUGCUAGAAAAGCUCUCGAAGAAGCUCAGCGCCUUGCAGCUGAAAUGGCCAGGAAACAGGCGGAACUAGAAGCUAAAUUAAGGUUCAACCGUUCCCUCCAGGAGGAAUCAGUUAACCUGUCUCAAGCCCACCAAAUCAACAGAGCUUUUGUGUUCUCUUAUUUUGAACUGCUUCAAUGGCUUGGGUUAGAUAUCCCAGAUUUUGAAUUUGCCAAACUGGCAAAUUAUUAA